UAAAGUCUUGCACUCCAGCAAAAUGAGAUGCUUUCAUAAUUGGCUUGUCAUGUUUUUCCGCAGAGCUUUUUCUCAUUUUGAUCACUUUCUCCAAAAUCAAGAAUCAUCAGUGGUCAACAAGUUCCAGCAGAAAUACUGGAAAACCAAGCAAACACUGAUUAAAGUGACAGGAAAGAAGGAAGAUGAACAUGUCAUUGCUUCUGAUGCUGAUUUGGACGCUAAACUGGAGGUGUUUCAUUCAGUACAGAAAACAUGCAUGGAGCUCCUUAAGGUCAUUGAACAGUAUCAGAUGAGAAUCAGCUUUUUGUCCCAGGAGGAGAAUGAACUGGGUCGGUUCCUGCGUUCACAGGGCUCUCAGGACAAAAGCCGUGCUGGAAAGAUCAUGCAAGCUACUGGAAAAGCUCUCUGCUUCUCUUCACAGCAGAGAUUGGCACUGCGAGGUCCACUGGGCCGUCUGUACCAGGAAGUCGAGACAUUUCAUUACCGAGCUAUUUCGGACACAUGGCUGACGGUGAACAGGAUGGAGGAGUCACGGACUGAGUACAGAGGAGCUCUGCUCUGGAUGAAGGACGUUUCUCAGGAGCUGGACCCGGACACACACAAGCAGAUGGAGAAGUUCCGUAAGGUUCAAACUCAGGUUCGUCAUACCAAGACAGGUUUUGACAAACUGAAGAAUGAUGUGUGCCAGAAGGUUGAUCUGCUCGGAGCCAGUCGGUGUAAUCUGCUCUCAUACGUCCUGACAACCUAUCAGACAAACAAGCAGUGAUAUUACGACGCAUUCCCCGCAAAUCUGUUCACCUGUUGUGUCUGAUACUCCAGGGUUUAGAUCGAUCUGCACAGAAAAAGGUAAAGAAGAAAACGAAGGAAAAAGCAGAAGAUGGGGAGACGAGUCAGAAUACCCAUGAAACGUAGGAGCCUCAUUUCGUUUUUUAGUUUGAUAUGUGAUAUAAAAUCUAAUCACGUUUGUUUUCCCUUCCAGGCUUAUUUCAAUUGAAGAAGAAACUCUGAGCAGUAACCUCAUGCAAACAGGUAAAACUGAAUUUUAUCCACAGUAAUUGAAUUUAUGCUUUGAUCAACAGUUCAAUAUUGUUGAGCAGUGACUUUGCAUUGUACAUACAGGAAAUGAUGACACUUUCUCUGGCGGUCUGGAGAAGGAUGGCUUAAGUUUGUUGAAUGAGAUCCUAGGCAGUAGUUCUCUGGAGGACAGGGGUUUCUCAAGGGAAUGGCGCGAGGUGUUUGGAGAAGAUGAUCCCACCGGCGGUAGCAGAGCAGAGACGCAGCCGCCCGAGGAGGAGCAAGCUUUCUUUCUGCCUUCCAAACUACUCGACCAGAACAUGAAGGACGUACAGUCCACAGUCUCAGGUCUGCAGAAACAUCUGAGCAUUGGCAGAAAGUCUGCUUCACUCUGCAGCUUAUGCUGGACAAGAACUGUCCACUUAGACAGGAUCUUCUGUCUGAAACAGAUGAUACACUAAUAAUAGAAACAAACUAUACACUGCAGUUCAAUUGGGGUUGGUACGAUUUUUUAAUGUUUUGAAAGUAAGCUUGAAAGUUUUAUAUUUAGUAAUAUUUUAAAAUGUAAUUUAUUCCUUUGUUCAAAGCCAAAUUUUCAUCACCAUUCCUCCAGUCUUCAGUGUCAAACAUUUACUAUUAUCAAUGUUGAAAACAAUCGUGCUGUUUAAUAUUUCUGUGGAAACCAUGAUUCUUGAAUCAAAUUCAAGAG
Molecule: messenger RNA, 1723 nt
Organism: Carassius carassius (crucian carp)
Lineage: Eukaryota; Metazoa; Chordata; Actinopteri; Cypriniformes; Cyprinidae
Product: islet cell autoantigen 1-like
Exons: 6
Coding region: 23-766 (247 amino acids)
Biological process (GO): regulation of transport
Cellular component (GO): Golgi apparatus
Molecular function (GO): protein domain specific binding
Source: RefSeq, a predicted model, not a curated record